AUGAAUACAGACGAAAUUUUUAAUGCAAUUAUUGAAUCUACUAAGGGUGAUCAAGCCGCAUUAGACUUCCUUAAUGGCAUACUUAUGGAUCCAACAAGCAAAAUACAGCUUUAUAAUGUUGGUUUUCAAAUUAUUUCUCAAACCGAAGAUUUUUCAAUAAUCAACAACGUCUUAACAUAUACAGCUCACAUUAUUACACCAAAUAUAUCUAAUCCACUUGAAUAUCUGAGCGAAAUCUUUAAUUCCAUGGAUGAUAAAUUUCAAAAGAUAGAUUUAUUAAUAAGUUGUUUCAAUUUCAAGAACACAGAGCUCAGCAAUAUCGUAUCUAAGCACCUUUUGAACAUUUUCUAUUUAUUAAAUCAAAAUGAUCGAAAUGACCUUUACGAAAAGCUACAAACAGUCUUCAGAUCCACCCAAGAAUACGAGAUAAAAUCGUCAAUUCUAAAAGUAUUUUUGGAAAUUUUUUCAAUUAAAAAUACAAAAAUUCUUGAAUCAUUCAUUAUUAGAAUGAGAGAAGUAGCAUCAGAAGCAAAAGAGUUUAUAUCCGGUGAUUUUCCAGAAGAAUUCAAAAUAUCUGGCUUAGAAUUCCUUACAAUAGCAUCUAAAAAUCAAAGGAGAAGUGAUAGUGAUAAGAUACUUGAAAUUAUGCUCCAAUUGUUCUCAAAUUGCAAUAAUCCUGCUGUUUAUUCUGCUUUGGUGAAGUUGCUCAUUCAAUUUUGUAAAAAUAGCAAAAAUAGCUUGUCUAGUGACUACACGUACUUAAUAAAAAUGUACGAAGUAAUGAAAGACAAGUUUGAGAUAGAAGAAUACCAAAAACCUUUUCUUCACGCAUGGAAAAAAAUUUUCGAAAUUUUUAUUAAUGUAAAUACAGUAAUUGAGAAUGAAUUUACACGUAUUGCAGAACUAGUAUAUCCAACAAUGUUCAAUGUCAUGGAUAUGGCCAGCGAAAUUGAUCUCGAAGACGAAAAAAAUUCAUUACAAUUUUAUUGUCAAUCUUUUUUGAUUAUUUUGGCAGAAAUGAUACAAGAACCAUUCUUUGAGAAGCUUGAUGAGUAUAUUUCCAGCAAAUUUGCUGCUAUUUCCGAUGAAGAUGCAGCAGAAAAAAUUAUUUCAGGACUUUACACUUUUCCAGCAAUGGCCGCUGUUAAUAUUGAUGAAUCUAGGGAAUACAUUAAUAAUUACCUCGAAACCAUUCUUCAAUUGACAGUUCAAGAAAAUGACUUAGUUCGAGUACUUGCGGUCAAAAAUAUAAAGAAAUUCAUUAAGAGAAAUGUUAUUUUAGAAGAAAAUAUUACAGAUGUCCUUGCAUUUUCUUUAGAACAACUUUCUACUUCAAAUCCUGAAAUAUUGAAAGGCCAAUUAGCAAUUUGCCGAUCAAUAUUCAAACAAUGCACUGAGUUCCAGACAGAAAAUCUGGUUGGAAACAAUAUUGAAGCCAUUUUUGGAGCUUUGGUCGGAACAAUUAAGAAUCCUGCUUUUACAAAUGAAUUAAUGCUUACGGAGAUAUUCGGUACCCUUGCAUUAGUGAUUAAAUCCCUUCCAAUCACCAUUACACCGGACUCUCUCUCUCAAUUAUUUAAUGAAAUCGUAGAUUCAUUUAAUAAUGGAGAUUCUGCGGCUAAAAACAUUAUUGUAAUGGUCAUAAAAGAGUUUAUUCCAAAGAGUUUCAUGAUAAAUGGCUUUGGAGAUGCUCUUGCCCAAUUAUUACUUCAAAACAUGACACAAGAUGCUUCUGAAUGUGAUAAUAUUAUUGGAUGUUUAGAUUAUCUGUUCAUGAACAUGACGCACGAUACUUUGAACUACUUUGAAGCUUCAUAUCAAAUUCUCAUUCCAUAUAUCACAGAACAGUCGAAUAUUAGAGCAAUAUUAUGUCUCGGAUCGUUAUUUAGAUUCAGUGGACGUACAGAUGAAAGGAUUUCUGACCAAACUUUGAUAGAAUGUGUUGAAAUUAUUAUUUCUAAGCUUCGAAUUUACCAAAAUGAAGAUGAAACAGUUGCAUUAUUCUCAACCCUAUCAGAUGUAUUGAAGAGAUAUCCACAAAUGAAUGAAAAUGACGAACAUCUUGCAAAUAUUAAAGAAGUCAUUAAUAAUUAUAUACAAACAAUCCCACUAAUGAUUAAUGAGAAUAAGCAACAGUUUAUUGUUGAAUUGUUCCUCAGUUUGAUGCAGGUUUUGAGAGAAAUGAUCGAAAUAUUAAAUCAAAACCAGGAAGAAGUUGAAUAUUAUGUAGAAAUGAUCAAGCAGACACUCGUAGAACUCAAUUUAUUGGAUAUUCAUAGCACAAAGAAAACGAAAUAUGAAGAUGUGAUGAAAACAAUAUUAUUUGCUAUUGAAAUAAUGAUCAAAGCAGGAGAAGUAAGUCCUACAGCAAAGAAAGCAGCUACAUUCCACGUGGUCGGAAAUUAUCUCAGAAUUGCAAUAUAUUCAAAUAAUUUGUCGUACGACGUUGCUCAACGUGCAAGGAGUUUGAGAGCUUUGCGUGAUAAUUUGUAA
Molecule: messenger RNA, 2493 nt
Organism: Trichomonas vaginalis G3
Lineage: Eukaryota; Parabasalia; Trichomonadida; Trichomonadidae
Product: armadillo (ARM) repeat-containing protein family
Exons: 1
Coding region: 1-2493 (830 amino acids)
Source: RefSeq, a predicted model, not a curated record